Penaeus indicus is the source of this 3072-nucleotide messenger RNA. RefSeq lists its product as uncharacterized. The coding region runs from base 34 to 1395 and encodes 453 amino acids. The transcript is spliced from 3 exons. NCBI's taxonomy places the organism in Eukaryota, Metazoa, Arthropoda, Malacostraca, Decapoda, Penaeidae. The record is from RefSeq and is a predicted model, not a curated record.
ACAAAACAAAAUCUGCUUUUAUGACAGGCAAAAAUGGGAGCCCUCAGGGCCUUUGUGGCGGUCUUCUCCUUGGCCGUGAUGACAGGAGCUCAGCGUCCUCUAGGCCUACAGUUCCUGGAAGAUGCGCCGACAGUAACUCCAAGUCUCCUUACUACCCUGCCUAUGUCUGAGGCUGGUGCACCGAAGAGUGAGGAUAUUGAGGAGCAUUUACUUGCAGAUAAGAAUAGGGGUGUUACUGAAAUAACGGACCAGGACCAAAACCUGCAAGAUAUCCGAGAGAAAAUCAUGUCAACAAUGCCUUCCUCUGACCAAGCUGAGGUGACCACAGAAGAAGAGAUGCUGGGUCAGGUCUCGACUGUCACUCCUACGCCUGAGCCUCUUCCCACGCCACUGCCUGUUCUCAUUAGCAUGGAUGGUGCAGAAGGAAUUUUGAAAAGUCCAGAUGUAGAGAAACCAGUAGGCAAGAAAAAGUCAUCUGUUCCAAAGAAAGGAGUGGCAUAUGAACCUUCUUCUGUUGUUCCAAAAAAGAGUGCCGAUCCAGAGAGCGUGAAGCCAUCUGUAGUUCCCAAAAAAGGUGUUGAUUCGGAAGACUCCAAACCGUCUGUAGUUCCAAAGAAAGGUGUUGAUUUAGAAAACUUAAAACCAUCGGUAGUUCCCAAGAAAGGUGUUGAUUUAGAAAACUUAAAACCAUCUGUAGUUCCAAAAAAAGGUGUUGAUUCAGAAAACUUAAAACCAUCGGUAGUUCCCAAAAAAGGUGUUGAUUCAGAAAACUUAAAACCAUCUGUAGUUCCAAAGAAAGGUGUUGAUUCAGAAAGCUCAAAAUCAUCUGUAGUUCCAAAGAAAGGUGUUGACACUGGACUGGUUAAGCCCAUAGUCUCUGAAGCUAAUAUGCAAAUCACAACCCAGAAAGACCCAACAGUUGUGAAAGAGAGCACAGUAUCAGAUAGUAGCGCAGUGGUACCUAAAAAGUCAAUGUCUAAUCCAUCGUCAUCAGUCAAUGCCUUGCCAUCCAGUCUGCAGGAGAAACCUACGCCAAGCCUGAUUAGCCCCACCAAACCUUUGAAAGGAUCUCCAACCCCAAGCCCAGUACAACCCACUGUGCAUUUGGCUGGCCAGAAUGAGUCUUCCAACAGCACGAAGUCAGAGAGCAUCCCACCUUCAACUGACUCCAGUGAAAGCCACUCAAAGCCAACUGCAGCCAUAGACAACCUUGAUGCAAAGGAGAAGGAUUCAGAGGGAAGUGGGGCAUACACACCAGCUGCGGUGGGGAUCAUAUUGCUCUUAUGCAUUGUUAUCACUGUUAUGAUUUUAGGCAUCCGAAGGCUGCAGGACGUGUGGAUGAGAAGACACUAUGCUCGGGUGGAUUUCCUUAUUGAUGGAAUGUAUGACAUGUAGAGGAAUGGAGUCUUGAUUGUUGAAUUUUAUGGUCACAAAAAGUGAUGUGAUACAUAUUUUUAUACAUUUUUUUAGUUUUACAUCAAUUUGAAGUAAGAUUACAUUUUGUACACGUAUUUCAAGUGUUGCAUUUCUGCUUUACAUUUUAAAAAUUAGGGAUACCGUUGAUACUAUUGCAGCUUAAUUUAUUUUACUCUUUCUUAAAUGGUGCUUAGUCAUAGUAUUGAUAAGUGAACAGAUUUUUAAAAAAGUGUAAAAGGUAAAAACUCAGGUUUUAAAGUCAUGGUAGAGUUUAGCAUACAAUUAGAAACUGCAUAUUUGGAAAUAGAGAGUAUGAUAUAAAUAAUUUAUUCUUUUAAUGUAUUAUUUUGGUGCAUUAGAGUAUUUUUUAUAUACAGAUCUCCAGAUUGCAGAAUAGCAAUAUAGUCACUCAUAGUAAAUACCUAAACUUUGAAGUCAUUUUAUUUAUAUGCUGUAAUGUAAUGUGGAAAUUUAAAAAAUAAAAUGUGUUUGCUCAUGACUGACAGAUUGUUGUCAUUGUGAUGCUGUUGUUCAAGUAUCAUAAAACAGAUUUUGAAAAAAAAAGAUUCAAAUAUAGUAAAUUAAUAUGAAGAGCAGAUUUUACACCAUAUUGAAGUUUUUAUAGAAAUUGAUGUAAAAUUGAUUUAAAAUUGUUAUAGAUAAGAAAAGAAAGUUUAAAAAUAGAGAACACUGCAUGUCAGGUUUACUAUAAGAUUAGUUCUGACAUAUUAUAAUUCUAAUGGCCAUUUCUCUUCUUAGGUAUUAGUGCAGCUUUUUCCAUUCAUCUUGUGUUACAGUAAUGUUACUGUAUUACUUUAUAGUUAUGUUAUCAGUCACCAUUUAAAGUGAGUCAAGUGCUUGUAUUCAAGUACAGCUCACAGUAAGAGAAUCUGGUUGCCAUUUUAUUUAUGGUAAUUGUGCAACAUAGUGCUUACGAUGUUAUGUAUAUUAACUGUGCUAAUUUUCAAAAAUGUGGAAGCAGUUUCGAUCUUUCUGUUAACUACAAGCUAAUUUAUAAAAAAUAUAGAAACGGUUUUGAUGUUUCUGUUAACUACAAGCUAAUUUUCAAAAAUAUAGAAACAAUUUUGUCAUACAUAGCCAUAAUAGAUUUUGCAGUACUUUAGACAUGAUUUUUACUCCUAUAUGUAGUAAGAACGAUUUCUUUUAAAAUAAUUCUCUGUUUAUCUCCGUCAAGUGUCUUCUCAAAAGAAACAAGUGAAAAGUCUUUCAAAAUAUGGAAUAGUACGAAUUACUGUGCCUUUUUUAUGCCUUUUUAUGAAAUAAGAGAUGGCAGUGGUUUUGUCCAUGAUGUCUAUUUAAAUUAUGAUUUUUUUUUUACCUUUAUAAUAGAGCAUCUGUGAAUGUCUUUAUAGUAACUUUAGUAAAAUUGAUAUUUUUCUAAGGGUCAUAUCAUACAAAGUACACAAAGGAUUGCUGUUGUAGUUUAAGGCAGUAUGGGUUGCACAUUUAUGAAUUGCACCAUGAUGUUUGUCUGUUAGUGAAGGAUCUUUGCUCUUCUCUCGUCAAUGUUAACUCUUUUAUUACUAUUAUUAUUAUAUUAUGGGAACAGCAUUGUUUACCUAGACAAAUUCAUUUUUGGUUUAUGUAUGCAUGUGUGUAUAUAUAAAUGUGUGUGGAUGUAUAUAUGUAUAUGUA